AGCCGGCAUGUAAAUACGGAAGUGCAUUCUUGUCACUUGAAGUGUUUGAGGAGCUAAGUGCAUUUUGUGCAUUGUAUUGUGCAUUUUUCUGACGCAAGAUUAAAAUACUGUUUCUUAUUUAUUUAAAAUUAGUGUCUUAAAGAUUCAGUGAAAAUGUUUAGAUAUCCUUAUUACUUUGAAAGCGAACGUCAACGACCGAGGCAAUUGUUGGAUCAGCAUUUCGGCUUGGGUCUGACCCCUCAAGACUAUUUGACCAUAGUCACGAUACCUCAAGGCAACCAGGAUUACUAUAGAAAUUGGAGAAACCUUCGUGCAGCUGCUAAUGAUUCGGGAUCAACGAUUAAAGAGGAGAAAGACAAAUUUCAAAUUAAUUUAGAUGUUCAACAUUUUGCUCCCGAAGAGAUCUCAGUGAAGACAGUGGAUGGAUUUUUAGUCGUAGAUGCUAAACAUGACGAGCGACAAGACGAGCACGGUUUUAUUUCAAGGAGUUUCUCCAGGAGGUAUCCUCUUCCGGAAGGCGUGGAAGCCGAAAACGUAACUUCUAAAUUAUCGUCUGAUGGUGUUUUAACAAUAACAGCACCUUUGAAAGCACCUCCAAAAGUCGAAGGCGAGAGGAUUGUGCCUAUAAUCCAAACGGGGCCGGUUAAAAAGCAAUUCGAAGGCAACCGAGAACAAAAUUAAAAUGUUAAGUCUUUGACAACAACAUUUUAAGGUUAUGUAUUUAUUUUGUAAACUUAAGCAUUUCUUGUUAUGUAUUAGUGAAUUUUGUCAUUAUUGUGUCUCAAUAAAUGACGUUAUAGUCAUUUGA
Messenger RNA from Galleria mellonella (greater wax moth), 808 nucleotides. Its product is annotated as protein lethal(2)essential for life-like. Gene Ontology annotation, biological process: response to heat; protein refolding. The record is from RefSeq and is a predicted model, not a curated record. The transcript has a single exon. Gene Ontology annotation, molecular function: protein folding chaperone. The coding region runs from base 154 to 681 and encodes 175 amino acids. Lineage: Eukaryota; Metazoa; Arthropoda; Insecta; Lepidoptera; Pyralidae.